UACGUUUACAUACCUAACUAAUUGUGUUCAAACAUUAAACUCUAGGGAAGGUUUUAUUUGGAAACACGAUGAUUACCUGAAAAGUCUUCCUCCACACCCUGCUUUUGGGAAGGGCGUGGGCAGUGAUGAAGAUGGACAUAAAAAGAGGGAGACAGCAACAGAGAGAUAGAGCAGCAGUUUCGAGACAGAAACAUCMCCAGACGAAUCUGUCCAACCAACUGAAGCAACAUCCACAGAGAGCCUCCUGACUCUUCAUCAUCCUCAUCCUCCAAACAGUCUCAGAUAAGCUGCUGGACAAAUCUGCAACAUGCUCCGCCCCCUGAUCUACCUGUGUGUUCUCCUGGCACUGACAGAGGCACAACGUAUCCCCUGUGGAGGCAAGAGUUGCUCUUCAGGCUACGACUGCCUCACUAUGAAAAAUGGUCUUCAGUGUGCCGACCCCUGUUACCAAUACACUGUGAUGAAUGACCCCUGGCGUUCAGUAGAUUACUCAGACAACACCAACAUACACGGUGACCAAGAUGCUACUUUUCAAGGCUGGUAUCGCUUGCGUCUUGGGACAAGUGAAGCUCAACUUCCAGAGAAGUGUGUACCGGUAAMGAAGUGUGGAACCCAUGGUCCYAUGUGGCUGAAUGGACCCCAUCCCACCCAGCUGAAUCAAAUUCAUGAUUGCUCAGUGUGUACUGCCUGGGAUGAUAGCUGCUGUAAAUAUCCCCAACWCAACAUCCAGGUUAAACUGUGCCCUGGCCAAUUCUACAUCUACAAACUUGUGAUACCAAGUUACAGAGACACUGCUUAUUGUUCAGUUCCUAAACCACCACCACCACCACCACCCCAUGUAUAUACAAUCCCAACAACAACCCCAACAACUACUACUACAACACCACCAACUAAAACAACUACAACACAACCGACUACAACAACUACAACACAAUCGACUACAACUACAACACCACCGACUACAACCUGYRACGUUCAGUACUAYGAUGAUCCUGACAGUUGUGUCAACUGCACCAAGGCGACUGAACACUGUAACAUGUUGACAAAAGCACCCUUCGMCUCCUAUAAUGCCAACAUUGACCCAACACCAUACAUCAAUGCCUGCAAGGAAACUWUGUGCAAAUAUCCAUCAGAGGACGGCCUCAUGACUCAGUUCCUGUGGGCCUAYGCCAGAGCCUGCAGYUUGUAUGGCAACAAUGACCUGGGAGACUGGUGGACCCAGGCUGACUGCACCCCACCUAAGGCAUUUUGCAUGGACAAACUCUGUAGUGACCAUGAGUUCUGUGGAUGGAACAUCAAUGGACAACCUGCCUGUCUUUGCAGAGCUCUGUUUGCCUACAAGUAUAAGAAGUCCAACACUCUGGGUGAACCAACUGUCUGUAAGCAUAAUACUGCUUCAGUCACUCUUGCUAAAUGUCUCCUGGAGGAAAAAUGCAUCGACUACAAAGWCUUAMAUCUYAAUGACCCRACCUGYAAGGGUGCCCUSGACAACMAGACCAACAUGGUGACUUUCAGCUUCAACACCCAAAACCUCUGUGGAGCAGAGAUCUCGUAUGAAGAAAACAMAAUAGACUAUGUAAACACCAUCAUAAGUCAGAACAACACCGGCCUCAUCACCCGCAAUGACCAAGUGUUCAUUGAGUUCUCCUGCUAUCGUCCUCAACCUGAACWGAAGAGYGUGUGCUUCAGGAUCAAAGAYAACAGCUACGUGGGCAACAGAUCAUGUGGAGAAUGGAAUUACACUGUGUACAUGACGCCCUAUAUWGAUGCAAAAUGCUCKAAAGYUGUAGCWACAGAAACUGAUGUGAAGCUCAACCAGAAGGUCUGGGUGGAGCUGAAGACCUAUGGGCUGGAUGAUGACAGCAUCGCUGUGGUGACCGACUCAUGCUGGGCAACCAGUGACCCGAACCCUGACAGCACGCCCAGAUAUGACAUGAUCAUAGACGGCUGUGCCAGCCCUGAAGAUGAGACAGUUCAGGUGACAGGAAAUGGAAUAGGAACUUCCAACCGCUUCUCCUUCAACAUGUUUGAGUUUUCCAGACAUCCUGAUAAAAUCUAUAUGCACUGCCAGCUCGAGCUGUGUCUCACAAAGAAACACAACUGUGUACCGGUGUGCUCCUCAGGUAAAAGAAGACGUAGGUUUGCCAGAUCCACUUACAGCAAGGGAGAAUCAGCUUACAUCAGCAUGGGCUGGA
Molecule: messenger RNA, 2195 nt
Organism: Austrofundulus limnaeus
Lineage: Eukaryota; Metazoa; Chordata; Actinopteri; Cyprinodontiformes; Rivulidae
Product: uromodulin
Exons: 12
Source: RefSeq, a predicted model, not a curated record